UGCUUGUAGGACGACUGGUGAUGCUGACCAAUGGAUCAGUUACUUUAUAUAGCCAAAAAUCACUUCAAUAGCGACUUCUAAACGGGCAAACGUGUUUGGCCAUAAUUCUUCUGUUUAAUUGAGAGAAUGGAUUUAUCAGUUGACCCAGAGGUGCCACAUAUAGGUCUUUUUUGUGGACGUGACCUUGGUUCUUGGUGAUCAUCACAAACGCGUGAAGACGAUCGAUAUAAUGAAAAUGGUCUUGGAAGUAAACAAUAAUAAGCACACGGAUCUAAAAACAGCAAACAAUUGAGGAGUCAUUGAAUGGGGAUUAUGUCCAAAGGUUAAGCAAUAACGACCGAUAACGGGAAGUUCGCCGCUGGAGAUGAAACCAAAAAGAAUGCGCAUUGUUCGAAGAAGCCAAAUUUGAGAUAAUUAAACUGGUUUGGCGCGUGGCGCUGGAACAGAAGUCAUUUGGUGGCUAUUUUCGGCUGAGGUGCCAACUACUAUAUAUAAUGAUUCCACGGAUGGUCAAUCAACAACAGUCGUCCGGCUCACACAAACGUUCGAUAACCACAAGUUUAAGUCUUUAACUUACAACAAACUACAAAAAUGUUCCGCAUUAUCGCUGUGAUCUUCGCCCUGGUUGCCAUGGCUUUUGCUGCUCCUGGCUACAUUGAGCCCUCCUACGGAGUGGUUCCUGUGGCCCACGUGGUGCCCGUGGUGAAGUCUGUUCCGGUGGUGAAGCAUGUUCCGGUGGUGCAGCACGUUCCGGUGGUGAAGCAUGUCCCAGUGGUCCAGCAUGUUCCUGUCCUGAAGUCCUACGCCGUUCCCACCUACGGACACCACAUCUACCAUGGUUAAAUGAGCACAACCCCAUUAUAAAUCGACCCGACACUAAUAAACUACCAACCAAAUCGAA
This is a messenger RNA of Drosophila mauritiana, 901 nucleotides long. RefSeq lists its product as uncharacterized. The transcript is spliced from 2 exons. Lineage: Eukaryota; Metazoa; Arthropoda; Insecta; Diptera; Drosophilidae. The record is from RefSeq and is a predicted model, not a curated record. The coding region runs from base 592 to 843 and encodes 83 amino acids.